GGGGCGGUGGACAGCCGGUGGGCAGCCGCCAGGGCCGCGGGGGGCAGGGGCCCGGCCCUCGUGGGGGCACCCGCCAUGAGCCAGGCGGAGCGCAAGGGCGGCGCCGCCCUGGAAGUCAAGUUCGUGCCCGACGAGGCGGUCCUGAAGCAUAUCGCCGACGACGCAGGUAUUAAAGUACGAAAAGACAAAACUCCACUGACACUCAAUGUGAAGAGAUUUGUGAAGAAGCUCGAUACUUGCUCAGAUGAUGAAGCUCAAGAGUUCCUGGAAGAGAAGGACUAUGUUGCUGCUCUAGGCAUAUGUGCUCAAGAUUCGAUGGAAAAUGGCUCAGGUGUAGGUGGUGGUGAAGUUUACACAUUCCAAACUCCCAAACACUCCAACAAAAUGGCAGAGCUGGCCUCUGAAUUAGCCCAGACACCAGGACGGAGUGUUGCAUCUGAUCACUCUGAGUGCCCUGAGAAGACAACCGAAACACCUCAAAGCAGCAAACAUUCAGGUUCAAACAAAGUUCAGCAGAAGAGUAAAAAGAAUGAUUUUGUGUCUACCACACCUUACAGACUUCGCAAAAGGCUAGCAGCUCCAGAUGCUUACUUAGAAAGUGAAAGCGAAUAUUCUGCUUCCUGCUCAGAGGAGGAAGAAGAUGAAGAAACCCAGAAAGAAGUCAGCACUCUUUUAUCAAGUCAAAACACACCAGCAAAAGCUAAAGUUGCAUCUACACCUCCUUCCAGAAGAAAAGUAACCAAAAAAAAGGACAAGAUAAGCAACCUGGUGGAGGAAUACUUUGAAGCUCACAGUAGUUCCAAAGUGCUCACUUCGGAUCGAACGCUGCAGAAGUUACGGAAGAGAAGAUUGAGUCAGCAAACACUGCAUGACCUUCUGGAAAAGUCUCCCCUUGCCUAUGCGGCUGAAAUUGAAGAGCUAAACCAGCAAUAUGAGUCCCUGUUUUCCAAGUGGAUACUGCAAUUACACUUGGGUUUCAGCAUCGUGCUUUAUGGACUGGGCUCAAAGCAUGAUUUGUUAGAGAAGUUUCGCAUCUCUAUGCUCCAGGAUUCUGUUCACCUUGUAGUUAAUGGAUACUUCCCUAGCAUCACUGUGAGAUCUAUUCUCAACUCCAUCACAGAGGAGGUACUGGACCAUAUAGGGACUUUUCGCAGCCCCCUUGACCAACUUGAAUUCAUCAUUAAAAGGUUUAAAGAAGAUUCAUCUUUGGAGCUCUACAUCCUUAUUCAUAACCUGGACAGCCAGAUGUUGAGAGGAGAAAGAAGUCAGCAGAUCCUUGCACAGUUGUCCUCCCUGCCUAGUGUUUACCUCAUUGCUUCUAUUGAUCACAUCAAUGCUCCUCUCAUGUGGGAUCAAGCAAAGCAAAGCCUCUACAAUUGGCUUUGGUAUGAGACAACCACGUUUAGUCCUUAUGUGGAAGAAACAUCUUAUGAAAACUCAAUGUUAGUACAGCAAUCUGGUUCUUUGGCUUUGAGUUCCCUAACUCAUGUCCUGCACAGUCUCACGCUGAAUGCCAGGGGGAUAUUCAGACUGCUUGCCCAGUACCAGCUGGAGAACAAGGACAACCCAUCUUACCCAGGCCUCUCUUUCCAAGACUUCUACCAGCAGUGUCGGGAGGCUUUCCUUGUAAACAGUGACCUGACACUCAGGGCACAGUUGACAGAAUUCAGGGACCACAAGCUCAUCCGGACCAAACGGGGAGCUGAUGGUGUGGAGUACUUAUUAAUUCCUGUAGAUGACAGUACCUUGACCGACUUCUUAGAGAAAGAGGAUGAAGAUGUAUAACGUCUGUCUGUUCCCAAAACAUCUACGGCAAUUGCUCUCAAGGGCUGCUGGAGAGGGGCCUAUACUCAGAUCUCUCUUUCCAACCCAAAACUGCUGGACUACUUACUGAAAUGUAAUAAUUGUAAUGAAAAGUGCUUCUUGUUCAGCUACUUCAGGCAGUUUGGAAUGAUGACCUAUGUAAGCAAGGUAUUUCUUGCCCUGAAGUUAGAUUUGUCUGCUUUGUCUCUUAGCUCAGAUGAUACUUUUGUAUCUAUGUAGGCAACCAUACAGUCAGGAAAACUAACUCUGUGCCUUCUGCUCAUUGCCUCACUAGACAUGAGGGUUUGGUUGGAGCAGUUCACAUGGGAAGUGCAAACCAUCAGAUGGUCAGAGCUUUAGUUUGUAUUCGUGAUGCAAUUUUUCUCAACUGAGUGCUUUCUGGUACUCCUUCACCAGUUAGACAAGACUGGCUUCCAGUGUAUAAACAAGUAAAGAUUUAUAAUGCUAAGAGACCUGCCUUGACUGCACAUGGAGGAGAAUAUGAGCGGGACAGGGAUACUGUGGGUAACUUAUUAAAUUCUGGCAAUAGAACUGAAGGACUUUUCCCAAGCUAGAAUUCGUUCAUAAGUGGAUUUAGGUGAUCAGAAUUGUGAUGGACUCAAGUUGUUGCCUCUUGAUGAGGUUGAGAAAAUCCAGCUUUUUUCAUCUGCUUUCCAACUUGCAAUCCAGGAAUGUGAAGAGGCUGUGAAGCUUGUUUAUUUUUAAAAAGCUUGAUUGUAUAUAUGUCUUUUUUACAUCAGGAGUGUCCAUUGGUACUAGUGGAGGCCUUAAAUGCCACUUACAAGCUCUCCCUUUUUGUAGCCCUUAGAGGUUGGGAGACUGCUGAAGUUUCGCAGCUCUUCUUCAUUGUGUUUCUCAGGUAUGUGGGAGUAAGCCCUAU
Molecule: messenger RNA, 2704 nt
Organism: Oxyura jamaicensis (ruddy duck)
Lineage: Eukaryota; Metazoa; Chordata; Aves; Anseriformes; Anatidae
Gene: ORC2
Product: origin recognition complex subunit 2
Exons: 16
Coding region: 76-1785 (569 amino acids)
Biological process (GO): DNA replication
Cellular component (GO): nucleus; nuclear origin of replication recognition complex
Molecular function (GO): DNA replication origin binding
Source: RefSeq, a predicted model, not a curated record